Zophobas morio is the source of this 1018-nucleotide messenger RNA. RefSeq names its product syntaxin-1A-like. Gene Ontology annotation, biological process: exocytosis; intracellular protein transport; vesicle fusion. Gene Ontology annotation, cellular component: SNARE complex; endomembrane system; plasma membrane. Bases 116 to 1003 code for a protein of 295 amino acids. Gene Ontology annotation, molecular function: SNAP receptor activity; SNARE binding. The transcript has 4 exons. The record is from RefSeq and is a predicted model, not a curated record. Lineage: Eukaryota; Metazoa; Arthropoda; Insecta; Coleoptera; Tenebrionidae.
UAUCCUCUGGAAAGAAAAUUAUGGCAAAGAGCUUAGAAAAUAAUUUUAAUACUAUUUCCUUCUUGCGAUAGCAAGUUAAUUUUACUCCUUACUGUUGAUUAGUAGCAAUAUAAAAAUGGGGAAGGACCGACUUAAAGAAUUGCAAGAUUUUAAUCCCCAGGCAAAGUAUUCCCCCGUUCUUCAAAAUGUUACUACUGAUCAAGAAAAAGACGCUUCCGAGUUUUUAGAGGAACUAGACCAAACUAGACGUUGGAUUGAUAAGAUUAAAAGUAACAUAGAAAAAAUAUCGGAGCUGCAUAAUCAAAAACUUGCCUCCGUUUCUGAAGCAGAAGGGAAGCGUUGUUCUAAGUCCAUAGAUUCCUCAAACGACGAAAUUACUAGAUAUGCUAAUAACAUUCGAAAUAAAUUAAAGAAACUAGGAGAAGAAUUGAAAAAACGGCCUGAUAAAAAGGAUGCUUUGUAUCGCCUUCCCUACCAACAAUAUGCAAAUCUUUCAGAACAGUUCUUUGAUUGUAUGGCCGAGUAUAAUAAAGUACAAUGCAAGUUUAAGCAGAAGUAUAGAGAAAGAGUGCAACGGCAGUAUAGAAUAGUUAAGGAGGAUGUCACCGAAGAAGAAAUUGAUGCAGCUUUAUGCAACGAAACAGGUGAUUCUAUUUUCGCCCAGGAGAUUCUUUCUCCAGGACAUCAAGAGGCUAAGCAGGCUCUUGAAGAAAUUAAAGAUCGACACGAAGAGAUUCUUAAAUUAGAGAAAUCUAUUAGGCAACUACACCAGAUGUUUUUGGAUAUGGCUUUAUUAGUUGAACAACAAGGCGAGACACUCGAUCAUAUAGAAAUCAAUGUUGGCGAGGCGGAAGAUUAUACCGAAGAAGCUAAGGCUGAGCUCAUAGAAGCAAAAAACUUAAAUAGAAAAAUAAGAAAGAAAAAGAUAAUCUUUUUCAUAUUUGUGUUGAUAAUAUUAGCUAUUAUUGCUAUAGUUCUUGCUUUAGUUUUUAGGAAAAAAUAAACUUUUUUUUUUAAA